ACUCGGGGUCGGUAUAAGGAGGCGCGCGGGAGGGGAGCCGGCGCCUGGCCAGCCCCUCGGGCGGCGGGCGUAACCGCGACGGAGGCGUCCGAGAGGCGGGUCCCUGGCGCCGCCCGCAUCCCCAGCCCCGGUGGGCACGGCCUGUCCUCCAGGCGCCUUCGGGGUGGCGUGAGGGUCCGAGGCAGCUCUCAAUUAGGAAGUGGCAGCGACCAGGAGCCGGGGCAGGUCACCACCGCCUGCGGAUUUGAACCUGAACCCUGAGAUAUAUUUUUGCCAUCAUGGAUCAGUUCGGAGAUAUAUCAGAAGGUGAAGUGGACCAUUCUUUCUUUGACAGUGACUUUGAGGAUACAAAGAAAAGUGAAAGUAACUCAGUUUUUGACAAGCAAAAGGAUAACCCUAAAGAGAGAACAGACAAAGAUACAGAAAAUGUAAACUCAAAAUGUAGAAUGCAAAGAAACGAAAAUUAUCUUACUGAGAAAGGAAAUGAAAGACAAGUGGUAAUUCCUCCAAAAGAACACGUAAUAGAAAAUGAUAAUACACAAACCAGAAAUUCUUUACCAUUGACCACUUCUUCGAGAUCAAAGAAAUUGGGUGAUGCUACAACAGGACGUAAAAUACACCUGACCAUUCCAAGUAGAAUUCCCAAAACUGCGAAGGAAGGUGAAGAUGAUUACUAUACGGAUGGAGAGGAAAGCAGCGAUGAUGGGAGAAGACAUCAUGUCCGGUCCAAGUCAGCCAAACCAUCCAGUCAGGUUAAAAAAGGCCUAAGUAGAAAGUAUUCCAAAAGGAGCUCCUCUUCCUCUUUGUCCUCCUCAACUUCACGGUCCGAUUCUUCAGAUGCAGACUCUGAUAAUUGUACAUCUGAUUCAUCUCCGUCAUUAAAGAAACCUCUCUCUCGAGUAACCCACUCGUCACCAAAACAGAAAUCUAAAUCGGGAGUACCAUCGGCGGGAACACAGCCUUCAAGUACUAAACCGAAAGUCGGUGACCGCACCGAGGAAUCUGAAGACACUGUGACAGACGUCACUCCUUUAUCGACCCCAGACAUCAGCCCUGUGCAGUCUUUCGAACUGGGCGCGUCAAACGAUCAGAAAGUAAAAGUUAAAAGGCAAGAAAACGUGAGUCAGGAAGUGUAUGGAAAUGUUGGGGAUUUAAAAAAUAAUUUGAAAUCGGCCAAAAAAGGAAGAGAAAAGCAUGGGGCCGAUCUCACCCCGAAGUCCCCGGUGUCGGAUUCCAGUUCAGACCGCAGGCACAAGCAGAAAGCCCUGAAUGACACCAUGGACCUGAAUCAUCUCUUGAAAGCUUUCCUGGAACUGGACAGAAAGGGGCCGCCGCAGAAGCAUCACUUCGACCAGCAGCCUCCAGCGGCGCCCAGGAGGAACUACUCGUUCACGAGAGAGGAGGUGCGGCAGAUCGACCAGGAAAACCAGAGGCUUCUGAAGGAGCUGUCGAGGCAGGCUGAGAAGCCGGGAAGCAAAAACGUGGUUCCUAGAAGGUCCAUCAGUCACACCCCCAAGCUGUAUCACAGUGCUGUCAACCGACAGAGAGAACAGCAGAGGAUUGAAAGAGAGAACCUGGCGUUACUGAAGAGGCUGGAAGCCGUGAAGCCGACGGUGGGCAUGAAGCGCUCGGAGCAGCUGAUGGACUACCACCGCAACAUGGGCUACCUGGGCGCCGCGCCCUCCCUGAGACGGGUCCGGUCCACGCUGGGCCAGUACAGCCCGCUGAGAGGAGCCUCCAGGACGUCGAGCGCCACCAGCGGCCUCAGCUGUAAGAGCGAGGGAGCGGCUCUGGACGCGUCCCGCGGCCUGUCGCUGAGGCCCAAGCCCCCCAAUGUUCGCGCAGCUUGGUUAUAAACACUUUUUACUUGACCCGUGGUUCAUCUGAUUCUUACUGGAUUGCUCUUGUGGAUCAGUGCAGUCCUCUCUGUGAGCAUCUGUGAUAACUGUUUUAGGAAUUUUUUAAGUUGUACAACACUGAGUUGUAAUUUACUGUAAUUUAAUGCGGAAUUGUUUUCAAAAAACAAUGGAGUGUAAAAUCGGCGUCUCCGACAAGAAUGUGCCCGUGGGAGACGCACCUGUGUUUGGGGGAGAAGGCGUGUGUGCUGUCUCGGCACCGACAGAGCGGCUGGGACGGUGACACGGCACGUCGCACCCCCGUGUUGGCUGCGCGUGUCUCGUUGUAUUUUGUUUUCAUUUCCCACGCGCUCCCAACCACCAGCAUGACUCCUAGACUCCUAGACGUAUCUUCCUUUUUUCUGUUUGCUUCAGGAUUUAGGUGCUAUGACUCAUGGCUUGACUAGAACACUUUCUUACUAACGAAACCAAUGUUGAAAUUCGAUUUCACUGGUGGAGCUGAUUCACUGGGGCAGUCCUUACGGGUUCUCCAGAGACAUCUGCUACCUCUGCCUGAGGGCGCUGAGUCAGACCUUAAAAUUUGAUCAGCCAUUCCAGGCCGUUUCAGACUAAGUGUCUGAGGAAGUUCCAUUUAGCAGCCUCUCUCGCGUGUUUUUGUGCGCUCAGAUGGAGCGCUGUUAAUGAGGUUCUGAGAAGUGAGGUAGGCCUCAGCGCUGCAGCCCGUUUGUGCGGUGAACAGUUUGUACACGGAAACAUCGUCACGAGCAAAAACAAAUAGCAUUUGAAUCAGCAGAACAGCACCGCCAGUUUGAAGAGCCGAGAAGUCCAUCCUCAGUUGUGGCGGAAGUGUUUGAAGUGAUACCGUUAGCAGGUUGUGUUAUAUUUAGUGUUUAUUGUAUUGUAUUUACAAGUGUUUGUUGAAGUUCAGAAAGAAACGUAUUGUCUCACAGCUUUAGAAAUUCCAGCUAGUGUUUUCAAGGGUUGGAAAGGAAAACUAAAACAUAAACAAUAAAGGGGGAAAAUCACAUAUUGUUGGGUCUACUUUCAAUGUCUGCACAUUUUCUGGUUUUGGGCUUACAGGUUGAAUCCUGGAAUGUCGUUUUUGCUAGUUCCACUUAAAGUCUUCAUAGUCUUAACUGGAGUAGGAAGGUAUAAUAGAGUUGACUUUUGAAGUUAGAAUUUUUUUAUUGUGUUAUACAACAAAGCAUGUCUCAGCCAUGGUUGCUUCUGCUGUCCUGGUAUCACUGUUUUUCAUUACUGGCCUUUUUACUCUAUCCUUAGAAUGGAUUGGAAAGUUUCCAUAUUAAAUGCCAAACCUUUCUUUUUUUCCUAUGAAUUUUUUAUCUGUGGCUGCAGUAAGAAGAUUGGCAUUUUCUGGGUUAAAUCAGGCUCUGCAGCACGUCUGUGGAGAGCCGAACUACAUUUUACUGACAUCAUCGUAGAAUUUCUUGGACCUAGUGAGAGUGUCAGCCCGCAGACUGUGCUCAGGGUGGGCGCGUGGCGUGUGGGACCAGCAGGGCUAACAAACCCGCAGGCACAACCCAACGGGGGGCUCCAAAGUCGGCUCACUGUUGCGUGAUGCCCUGUUCUAGCGAACGGGCUUUUUCAUCCGUGAGUGUUCUGCUUGCUGUGUGAGCCCUAGCUACACUGGUGCAAGGCUUUAUCUUUAACUUAUUGUACUUUUAAUGUUCGUAUAACCUGUCGUUACGGGGAAAUAAGACGAUGCGGAACUGAAAACUCAGCAUUUGAACCUCUGUCUAGUAGUGAUUAGCCAAUGUUUUUUAAUUGGUUUUAAGUUGUUAGGGAGAAACAUACGUCAAAACUUUUAAUGUCCUAGUGGCAUUAGUCUCUGAACAUUGUGUGUGACCCUUGCCACGUGUCAGGUACAACACGACUUGGCAGGCAAAGCUGUACUUCGACUUUAGACACGAAUGUGAUGCCUUCGUUUGUACUGCUCCGACAGGGGAGGGAGGAGCAUCUGAAUAUUACUGACAGGAAUUCAGCUGGAAGGAAAAGUCGGGAAGAGUAACUGUUCAUUUCCUCCGAGCAGGAUUUACGCUUCCCUGUCAGGGUUCCUUAUCUCAGUGCAGGUAAAAGGCUGGUCAUUGCCUAACGGGACUUUCUCUCGUGGGAGUCCGGGCCUUGAUGAAGGACUCACAGUCGCACCGUUCUCACCAUCAAAGACGUACAAAGCCAAGGGUGGUCUAGCACUGCUUUGUGUUUGGUUUGCUCGUACCUCACUGUGUGUGUACUUUGACGAUUUACUUCUGCAAGUAGAAAUUACACUCAUUCCAAAGUCUCAAUGGUUAGGCAAGGUUCUUAUUGAGAGUUAUUUUCCUAUCUGUCACGUGUUAAUGUUGCCUCCUUUUUGAUAAGAGUCCAUGAAAGAUUUUGAACUAUUAAGAAUCUUUCCUAAGGGAUAGCUAUUAUCUCUCGGGCUUCCCCUACUUCCUUUUCUCACUCUCCAUAAAAAGCUACCUUCUUAACUACUACAAAUAAAAUUUUUCUGGUUUGCUUAUAGCGUACUGCAGUUGUUUUCAACCCAUUAACCCAAAUCUCCAAAAUGCAUACCUAGACAGCUUUCAGAAGAGGUCGUUGUGAUGGAUUUGAUUGUGUCCUUGUCCAGACUCAAAUACUGCACACCGUGGGAAGUGUUAUGACCCAUAUUAUGUUGGAGACACACGUUUAAUUUACUAUAUUUUGAUAAUUAAAUUCACAAAUGUUUAAUAUUGUAAAUGCCAAAGUCUUUACCUAUAUAUAAAUGAUUAUGUAACAUCCUAGAAAAUGUGCUUAAUGCUAAUGACUACUUUUACUUCCAUGGAUGAAGAUCAGCAAGAAACUGAAAAAUCAGUACGCCUCUUAAACUUUUCAGUCCGUUGUGAUGUGUUUUAGUCAUCAAGAACUAGCUUGGCAUAAUGAAAACAAAUAAAAGAAUUAAAG
Molecule: messenger RNA, 4796 nt
Organism: Phyllostomus discolor (pale spear-nosed bat)
Lineage: Eukaryota; Metazoa; Chordata; Mammalia; Chiroptera; Phyllostomidae
Gene: CFAP97
Product: cilia and flagella associated protein 97
Exons: 5
Coding region: 279-1856 (525 amino acids)
Biological process (GO): spermatogenesis
Source: RefSeq, a predicted model, not a curated record